UCUGGAUCCCCCCGUGCUGGUUGUCUGCUACUGAGCCCGUAAUGGCCGAUCAAGAUGAUCCUCUGGUCCAGGCACUCCCCCCCACCACAGACUAUCUCACCUACCUGACCCUGUUGGAGUACCAAUUAACCCGAUCCCGCUUGCCCACGCUGCACAGGCUGCUGCAGGAUGAAACGCUCACCACCAACAUUGGCUGGGAUUUGGUUCAGCUGCUUUUGCCCAUGCUACCUGAUUCCCAAGACUGCUUGAGCGACAUCGCAAGACUGGGAAAUCCGAGGGAAGUCAUCCUGAGCGUCUCCGAUGCUCUGAUGAAGCUCCAGCCAGAGGACGACCACGACAAGUCUGAAACGGCCAGUGAACUACCAGCAGUGGCAUCAACUGCGCAAGAAACUCAGUUUGAAAAGACUACGUCUGGCGAUUGGAAUGUUAAUGACCAAAAAAAACAGUCUCUUCCGGCGCACAUUCUGCAAUUCAACUGCCUCAUAGCCAUGCUGUCCGUGCUCCAUACUCGCAUCCGGACCAAGUAUCCCAGUCGAUUCGUCGCAACUUCACUCCAGGCUGCGUUAGAAGCAUACACUCUGAUGCCGACAAGUGAGACAACGUUGGCUCUUCUUGAGUUCUUCAGAGAAGUGUCCCCCACCAAGAGGCCUGCUCCGCCUCCAAGAGUCCCAACGGAAUCCAGCGUCGUGCGUGUUUCCAGAGUGUCUGCUCCAGACCCCGAGGCUGAAACCCGCUCGUCUGCAACCACCAACGAUGAAGGGGCGCUUGUCAAGAAAUUGUUGCAGUUUGGCCUCGUCGAGGUUCUCAAAUCGUACCUCUUGAGUCUCUCCAGUCCCAUGGAUCCGGGCAUGUCCUGGGCUGUCCGAUUGCAGGAGAAACUGCACCCCGAGUCGCGUUUGCCUAAGCGCUACUCGCAGACUGAAAAUUAUGUGACUACCAAAAAUCUCGCUGAGAGGGAUAUGAUCGUGGGGAUGAUCACUGCACUCUCUCGGGACCUUGGCCUCAGUGACAAGUUGCUGGUUGAGAUUGUGUCCACGCCAUCUGCAGGCCAUCUCCCACCACUUGACUUUGAAGAGAUGCCAAAGAAUCCAGAGGAAAUCCCGAUCGAACGGCACGGAGCGCUCCUCCUCUUAGCAGCUCGUGCGGCAACCUUAACGCUGUUUUCUUCAGUGCAAGAAGCCUCCCCGAUUCUAAUAUACCCUGAAUUGGCAUACAUCUACUCAAACUUUAUCGGUACCUUUGAGACUCCCGAUGCAGUGUCCUUCGGACAACCUCGGAUCCUCUUAGACUCUCUGCUCGCCCUGACCAUCCUCUCCAUCAGGAAGCCGAUUGGGAACCCAGCAGAUGAGAAGGAGUUCGGGGAUUUCGUCCUGUCACUGACCGCGUGCACCGCACGACAGAGCUACGGCACUGUUCGACGGAUCCCCGCAACCGUCGUCCAUAGCAACCCGUCACCACUGUCCCGUUUCAAAAUCAUCCGGCACAUUCUGGAAGACAAUAAGCUACAGACGCUCAAGGACAGCGCUAUUGGAUGGCUUAAGGACGAGAUAUUGUCCGCAGCAGACCAGAUAUCGUCAGACCCUGAUAACAUCUUCCUCGACCCGCACUACUUCUCGGUCCUUUUCCCUUUGCUCUUCGACUCCGUAGACCUCAGGCUUAAUACCACGUCGGACAUCGUAGCCUCGUGGUCCCGGUUCACGCAGAUUCUGACACCCCCGAUUCACUCUGCGCUUAGUCUAUAUUACAUUCUCAUCUCAUCCCCUGCUCUUCGUGACCGCCUGCAGCUGGGGAAAAGUUACGGCUACUUCCGGACGCGUUUUCUGGAGCCACUGCGAUCUGUCAUCCGUGCUUUCGAAGCCGACUUAACGCAGAACGGUGGCAGCGGACAGCUUGAGGCGGUGGUGGGAGAGAGUAUGUGUCAGAUUGGCAUGAUGAGGUCUGUGGGCGUGGUUUCGAAUGUGUUGGGACAGGUUGAGGACGUCGUGGGUGAUGUCUUCGAUGGUUCUGAGCUUGAGGGACCGUCUACGGAGGAUGUUAGGAUUGUGGAGGAGAUAAGGGAUAAAACUGUGUAGUAUGCGUAUCCGAUGAUUUGAACCUUCAAUGCUUUUUUUUAAGUAAUAUAAUUGUCUACGAAGAACACGUUGCUUUUACUUUCCU
Molecule: messenger RNA, 2157 nt
Organism: Monascus purpureus
Lineage: Eukaryota; Fungi; Ascomycota; Eurotiomycetes; Eurotiales; Aspergillaceae
Source: the annotation of a GenBank genome assembly